This is a messenger RNA of Penicillium maclennaniae, 3423 nucleotides long. RefSeq lists its product as uncharacterized. The transcript is spliced from 3 exons. The record is from RefSeq and is a predicted model, not a curated record. NCBI's taxonomy places the organism in Eukaryota, Fungi, Ascomycota, Eurotiomycetes, Eurotiales, Aspergillaceae. Bases 1 to 3423 code for a protein of 1140 amino acids. Gene Ontology annotation, biological process: protein localization to plasma membrane. Gene Ontology annotation, cellular component: plasma membrane.
AUGGAGUCUGUACGCCAGUCGUGCCGGCCGAGGCACCAGCUUUUAACGCUCAAGUGCUAUCCCAAAUACCAAAAGGGUGUGCCUGAGGUCAAGCCCAACCCCAGUGAACUGUCAUACCUGCUCUAUUAUGCGAGCACGCGUCGCAGCAAGUUGACCAAGGUCGGCGCUUUUCUUGAGAAACGAGUGGCCAAAGAUGUUUGGAGGCGCAGAUUAGGCAAUGUCCAGGUCGCCCUCCAUAUAUUGACUGCGCUCAUCGAGAAACUUCCUCGCGACCUCCCAAUUUACGCGAGUUCAGUACUGACUGUCCUCGAAACUGUUCUGAAAUCGCAUGACGUUUCCCUGGUAGAGGAUUCGAUCGCUACAUUCGAAACAUUUUGUUACCACCAGGACAUCGCGACCAUUGCCGCAGACCAAGGUCUUGCUCAGAAGUACCAAGCAGUCGUGCGUACGUACGCCGGCUUUGCUGAUCCGUCCUCUCCCUCCUAUUCUUCCGCCACCCUCAGCCCCGCGGUCGCCAUUCGCUGGAGGAAUGCCGGCCUACGUGCGAUCAAGGGUGUUGUGAGCUCCGAGAGUCUUGCCGCAGAUGGUGGCACUUCCCUCCGGAUCAUUCUGCCCGUCAUCUUGGAGAACCUUUAUUCUUCAAAUGAAAAUUUACUUGUGCCAUUAAAGGCGAGACUGGAAGAAACCAAGCAAGCCGACAAGACCGAGCGUGAUGAGAACCGAAACCGGCGCAUGAGUGUCAACACGGUGAAUACAAUCGAGACGGCCAACGGAGACCCUGCAUUGGCAGCCCAAUCGACCGCUGAUGUUGACCGACAAGCAGAGCUGGAUGCGCGGCUGUUGGCUCUGCGUUGCCUUGAACAAAUCAUCGUCUCAGGUAGUAACCGUGGUCAAAUCCGCGUUGCGGCAACGGUCAUUCUACAAUUUAUCGCCAGCAAGCAAUUCCCGCGAACUGUCACUAGAGACGAGACAAGCGCCAUUGACCAAGCGGGUAACUGGGCAACCUCCCUAAUUGAGCUCAUUGCGACAUGGUGCCCUGUGCAAAUUCGAUUUGUGAUUCUAGUGAUGGCCUUGGAAACCUUACAGGAGACACUACCGAAGGAGGAUGCCCUAGACUCGGCAUUCACCAUUCUUUCCGUGGUGAACUGGCUUCUGAAGUCCUCCGUGAACAUGAUUGGUUUGAGCGUGAUGGAUAUCCUAUUUGGCCUCAUGCUUUACGUCUCGCGCAUUUUAUCUCCCCACGACAACGCUGAGGCUAGGGAGAAGCACGAGCAGACCCCUGACUCUGCUAUCUUCCUCUCUGCUCGGAGAAAGGGCCUGCUUGCUCUUGUGGAACAAUGCAUUGGCAACUUAGCAACUCAUAUCUACUAUGGCGAUCAGGUUGCUGAUAUGAUGCGAGCUAUCUUGCGGCGCUUCAAGCCCACACCAACCCAGGAGAAUGCUAUGCAGUCUUCCUUGGCCACAGUGCAUGAGACUUCAACCCCGCCCGUUGUCCACACUGAUUCCAACUCCGAGAGCAAUGGAGAGAAGGCCCACGGCGACACAUUUUCGCACACUGCGGCUAAACAAACUGCUCUCCGAGCCAUCAAGGCCAUCCUUAUCGUGGCAAACCUACGCGCGCCUACUGUUGCUGCAGCCUCCGAAUCAAGGAAUCCAGUCGGAAUUCAUGUAUGGGAAGGGACACAGGGACUCCUCCGAGACCCCGAUCAUGAGGUUCGCCAUGCCUAUGCCGAGGCCUUCCUGACUUGGCUGCGACUCGAAACGAACAAACGGGAUCUCAAGGUGCGAGUAGAUACCCCGAGGUAUAUUAAGCAGACAUCGAAGCGUGAUUCAGAGUCGGACAAACCGAACCGACGCAGCACGUCAGCACCUAGAAAUCAAAGGGAGAUCGUAGCUCUUGCAGCGCAGUCGAGCUUCCUUCGCCUCCUGCAUCUUGCCAUCUACGAUUCCGCCUUAGAAGAGGCCACCGUGGAGUCUGAGGUACUUGUCCUACAUCUGUUACUUGCUAGCCUUGUCGAGAAUCUAGGCCUCAACGCGGUGCAAUUUGGUCUCCCCAUGGUCCUGAAACUUCAAGAGGAUCUAUUUACUUCAGUCGAUCUGGGCACUUCUAGGGCUCGCAUCAACAUUGGAAGCCUGGUUCACGGGUAUCUUUUGGCCAUCUGUGAAAAGUUCAACCUCGAGUCCACCCGUGCUGGCAUUGAAAUUCGGAAUGAGAUUGGGAAGCGACAGAGCCAGGGCCAGUGGCUCUCUAGGGUCAAGGUGCCUCCGACAGGCCUGAACGACAUUGCGACAGACGAUGAAAAAACCUCGAAUGGUGAUUCGGAUUCGUCCAUCGCGCUCACCCCUUUCCAAGAUCUUGACGGCCUCAUCGAUGGCAUGGACAAGUCCUAUCGCGAAACAAUCUCGUCGCCCCCACAAAGCCCGUCAAGUUUGCCAGCGCGGGGAUUCAAUUUUCCUGUCCUCAACCACGCUCAGGCUGUUCAGUCGCAGGUCGAGAACGUUCUUCCGCCAUCUGUCCGGGAGGAGAUAUUCUCAGCUUGGUCUCGAGAAUCAUGUAUGGCUGCCGUCGAGAAGGAAAGUAUCAAAGCACUAUCGAUCAACGGCUCGCGCGUUGGCACUAUGACUCGCAAUAGCCAAUUCAACGGUGCUACAAACGGUUCACCAGCUGGCUCGGCGUCCCAGAAGUAUCGCCUUUCGAAGGUCCCCGACACGUCCUGCGAAGACAUGCGAACUCCAGAUCACAGCCCUCACCGAGGGUCUCCAGUCCGUGUAACACAGCUACGUCGUGUGCUUUCUGUCAAGGAUGAGCCCACUCCUCGGAAUCCAAGCCCACUGCAUGGUGUAGACAGAUCGAAUAUCAGCGUCAUCUCGUCAGGCAGUGAAAGUAUGGUCAGUGGUGCCUUCUCUGCCUCGGAGAUGGAAGGUGACGAUGCGUCUGUUCACUACUAUGGGCAAGGCACCCCCGACCAGGAAGGACAAGCAACGCCUCGUGCAUCGGCAUCUGCUUUUCCAAAUGACUCGCAGCGGUCUUUGCUCGUUGAUCGCCCUUCCACCGCUCCGGACAAUUCGCAACAGGCCAAUGGAAAGGCAGAUUACCUACAGUCUCGAAACAAAUCCCUAAAUCGUAACUUGAGUCGCUCUAACGCCAGCCUCUCUGCCGGGAUCUUGGAUGAUUCCCGGGGUGCGCCAAGCAAUGGAAAUGAUCAUGCUUUCGACAACAACCACAGGGAUCAGCUGAGAAAACUAUUGGACGGAUUCCUCUCCCCGAAAAUAGCAUCUUGGCCCACGAGGACCGCUCAUCCAGCGGAUUGGAGUCUUCUCAGGCCCAAAAUUAUUCCAGCCAACGCCCAGUCAGUGGUGGCGGCAUCGGACGACCUCCAUACUAAUCUUCAAUUUCCUUGCAUCCUGUACAGUCAGUCCUAG